AUGGCUGACUUACCGGUGGUUCUCCAUAUGCGUGCGCGCAUAUCCUUCGAACUAACUGAGUAUACUUGCGCAAGAGAUAUUCUGCAAAGGUUGAGGAAAAUGUACCCACAUCGAACUGAGGUAAACAUUUUUUUUUCUUUACAAAUUCAAUCAGCUGUGCGAUAUUUUAAGGGAAUGGAGUUGUUGUCGACAGCUUUGUGGCAUUUACAAGAUGCUCACGAGCUUUCAUCGCUUGCGCAGCAGCUAACCACAGAUGCGCGGUCACGACCACAAACCUGGUGCGUUGCUGGGAAUUGCUUUUCUCUUCAAAGACAGCAUGCAAGAGCUAUCGAGUGUAUGGAACGUGCUAUCCAACUAGAUCCAUAUUUUGCAUACGCAUACACUCUGUUGGGUCAUGAACUUAUAUUCCAAGAGGAAUAUGACCGUGCGUCUAUUGCGUUUAGACGUGCCUUGGAAAUUUCUCCGAAGGAUUACCGCGCUUGGCAUGGCCUUGGAUUGGUGCAUCUCAGGAAAGAGCAAAUGGGUCUUGCCCAGGUGAACAUUUCGAAAGCCGUCACAAUAAAUCCCACCAAUCGAGCCAUACUUUGUCAACUGGCACAAAUUGAACAAGCUUUGAAUCGACCAGAGAGAGCUAUGCGUUUAAUUGAAAGGGCGUUGGCAUUAGAUUCCGAUGACGUUGCUUGUCGUUACAAUCGUGCGCGCUUGCUUUUCGAUAUUAAACGGAACGAGGAAUGCGUCAAAGAACUCAAUGAGCUUAAAGAAGUCCAUCGUCGGUUAGGCAAUAACCAUCUGGCCUUACUAAACUACAGUUGGGCAACAGAAAUGGAUCCAAGAGGAGAGCAAAUGCUCGGUCACGCCGGUGAGCGAUCGUAUGAUGACGAUGACCCUUCAGCUUCUGCAAGCUAG
Molecule: messenger RNA, 906 nt
Organism: Angiostrongylus costaricensis
Lineage: Eukaryota; Metazoa; Nematoda; Chromadorea; Rhabditida; Metastrongylidae
Source: the annotation of a GenBank genome assembly